This is a messenger RNA of Cinara cedri, 1478 nucleotides long. Lineage: Eukaryota; Metazoa; Arthropoda; Insecta; Hemiptera; Aphididae. The record is from the annotation of a GenBank genome assembly.
CUUAUGAAUAUGUCAAUAUAUUAAAAGUGUACGAGCUAAAACAAAUUGUGAUCUACAAGCAGUUCAAUGUAAACUACUUCGCAACAAGUCAACCUAGUGCAUUUAUAAUCAUCUUAUUUUGGAAUUUUCAUCAUGUUCAAUUUUCUGAAUUCUGUUUCGUCCUGGUGAGUAUAUAUUAUACUUUUUCUUUAUAAUAGACUUUAUCAUUUUCGAUCAAUAAUGGCUUAUAAUAUUUUGCUUGUUUAAAUUGAACAAAUUUAAAAUUAUGUGUUGUUUUAGCAUUUAAUCAGGGUUCACAUACAUUUAUUGAUAAGCUAUCAAUAUGUCUGUUUAUUGUAUUUGAAUAAAUUAAAUAUCGAAUUUAAGUUAGAUAUAGUGUUAGGAAUUUUUCUUAAUCGACCCCUUGUUGUAUUUAGUACUAUGAUAUUUGAACAUUAUAGAAUGAAAGAUGUUAGAAUUGAAGGGUUAUAUCGAGCCAGUAUAUUUCAUUAGGCUCGUUAUAACCUUUCGAUUUCAGGAUCUCAUUUUAAUGCUACCAACACUGNAAUAUCAGGGUUCACAUACAUUUAAUGAUAAGCUAUCAAUAUGUCUGUUUAUUGUAUUUGAAUAAAUUAAAUAUCGAAUUUAAGUUAGUUAUAGUGUUAGGAAUUUGUCUUAAUCGACCCCUUUGUUGUAUUUAGUACUAUGAUAUUUGAAAAUUAUAGAAUGAAAGAUGUUAGAAGUGAAGGGUUAUAUCGAGCCAGUAUAUUUCAUUAGGCUCGUUAUAACCUUUCGAUUUCAGGAUCUCAUUUUAAUGCAUCCAACACUCAAAUGAUAAAUUGUACCAUUAUUAAUUGUACAAAUCCAUAUUGACAUUAAGGUAAAUGUUUAUCACUGUAAAUUGAAUGUUUGACUAAUACCAUAGAAAUGUUACCUAGAUUCAUAAAUGUUGUCAAUUUCAAUCAGUCUUUAUAUUAUAAUAUUCACUAGGUUUAUGAAUUUAAGCAGUAUCUUUCAAUCUCGGUCUAUUACUGUAUUUUUGUAACCACUACUGUGGGUAUACAUUAAAUCAUAUCACAAUUUAUCCAAUUUAUAAUGUAAUGACUAUAUGAUAAUGGAAGAAACAACAUGUCCUCUGUUUUGAAAAGAACAACAUGUGUACAAUUAAAAUAAUUGAUCUACAAAUUGAAGGGUUAUCUCUGGCGGGUAUAAAUAAAAUGCUGGAAAUAACCUGUCAAUUUGAGGAUUUUUUAUGCAAUCUUCUAUCAACUAAUUGCACUUUAUGCAAUUAUAGACUGUCUACAGCUCUCUAAGUAAUUUAUUAUUUGAUAAUUUUUUAUCAAGUUGACUGUUUAUUUUUCCUAAAACCUUAAAAUCAUACUGUAAAUUUCUAAACAUUGUCAAACUAUUAUUAUUUGUUUAAUUUACAUGUGCUCCUUAUAUUAUAUUUAUUCUGAUUUUGUUUUUUUUUUUAGAUUUUGAAUAUGUCAAUUCAUUAA